GGAAGCAACAUCACAUUAGAAACCCUCAACCUUGGAGAUAAGUCAUCACUUGUCCAUGAGCUCUUUUCCAGGUGUUUUCUUCUCCCACUUUUCUUUUUAUUUUUCCUUUUGGCCGUGGGUAUAUAUAAUAUGUUCUCCUACAUAUUUUACCUCUCUUUAGAGUAAUGCACAUAUAUAGUGACAUAGGAGAAAGUCCGAGUUUAUAACUGUUAUACACAAAUUUUAUACUUCAAAACCGUGAAUAACCCAUAAGUCCCAUAAAAUUUCAAAUUUCCCGUGAUAUAAUCAUAAAUGGAACCUUCUUGAAGUUCAUCAGAAAGUAUGAAUUAGACGGUCCGCCUGGUUUUCUUUUCUUAUCAAAAAAAAAACAACCCCGGCCUCUAGGGAAAAAGUGUCAAGGGUAUUAAACAAGUUGAUUUUCAUCUAAUUUUACUGUGAUCUUUGAUCAUGUAGUUUGAAGUAUCAUAUGAGGUGGUGAAAAAAAAACAGUGAAAAAUAUGACAAAACAUCUUUUGUUCUGUUACAUUUUAGUCAUUUUUGUUUGCUUUCCUUUAAAAAUUUCAAGUGCAAACAUUCAACAAGUUAGCCAGAUUAAGCCUGGAUUCCAAGCAACAGAAAAAGAGUGGGAAAAUCACAAUGGCAUGUUUUUAAUCUCAAAAAACUCAACCUUUUCCUUUGGAUUUUACACUAGUGUUGAUGCCCCAUUUUUUGUUCUAGUAGUAAUGCACAUUUUUAGCUCCACAGUUAUUUGGACUGCUAAUAGAGGUGUUUUAGUUGAUAAUUCAGCUAAAUUUGUUUUCGACAAAAAUGGAAACACUUAUUUACACAACACCACCUCUGUUAUUUGGUCUUCAAACACCACUAACCUAGGAGUCACAUCAAUGGAGUUAAAGGAUAACGGAAAUUUAGUCUUACUUAGUAAAAAUCAAACUAUUGUAUGGCAAAGUUUCGAUCAACCUACUGAUACACUCGUUUUAGGCCAAUCAUUUUCUGAAAAAAUGAGUCUUAAAAGUUUCCCGUAUGAACUAAACCUGCAUUAUCAUCUCAUGUUUAAGUCUGGUGAUUUGGUUUUAUUCGCGGGUUAUAGAACUCCACAAGUUUACUGGAUCAUGUCAAAUGAUACCCGAAAAUCUGUCAGAAAACCAGGUGGGAAAGUCUCAUCUGCAACCUUGAUGGGAAACUCUUGGAACUUUUUUGAUGAAAAGGGUGAAUUACACUGGCAAUUCAACAUCUCAGAGCAGUAUGACCCGAAUGCAUUAUGGGCCGCGGUGUUGGGCUCAACGGGUACCAUAGAAUUUUACAAUCUACAGGAAGCAAAAUCAGAUAUAGCAGAGUCAUUUAAGAUUCCUUCAGGAUCAUGCACAACACCAUCUUCUUGUUCACCUUUCAAAUCAUGUUUCCUUGAGAAUUUAUGUCAGUGUCCUGUAGUUCUCUCAUCUUUUACUGAUUGCAAACCUCGAAUUCCACCUUUUUGUGAUAAAAAUAAUAAUAAUAAUAAUGUCACAGAAAUUUCACCACCAGUUCAUCUGUUAGAUGUAGGGUCAAGGUUUGAUUACCCUGCACUCGGGUAUACAAAACCACAUCAGAAAUCCAGUAUUAGUGAAUGCAAAUCUGCUUGCCUACACAAUUGUUCUUGUAUUACAAUGUUCUAUGAGAAUUCUUCUAGAAGUUGCUUCAUGUUUGGCACAAUAGGAAGCCUUCGACAACCUGGUGUAGGGGCAACAGGUUAUUACCUCUUCGUUAAGGUCUUGAAUGAAAUAGGUAGUAAUAACAAUACUGACAGUAAAGGGUUGUUACUUCCAGCAAAAGGAAAUGGUUAUGAUGUUAGGUCUACAAUCAUAAUUUUUGUUAUAGUUAUUGGAACUAUAUUGAUUGUAUCUGGUCUAAUCGGAUGUGGGUUUUGGUACUACCGCGAAAACAGAGGAUCACUUGUAUUAGAACCUUCAAGAGAAGAAGCUAUGGGGGAGGACAGCUUCUACGAUACAAUGACAGGAGUUCCUAUUCGUUAUAGCUAUAAUGAUCUAGAUGUUGCAACAAAAAACUUCAGUGUGAAGCUUGGUCAAGGAGGAUUUGGGUCUGUUUACUUGGGUUUGUUAGAUGAUGGGACUAAAUUAGCUGUGAAAAAACUUGAAGGAGUUGGGCAGGGGAAGAAGGAAUUCAGAGCAGAAGUUAGCAUCAUUGGAAGUGUUCAUCAUGUUCAUUUAGUAAAACUCAAGGGCUUCUGUGCUGAGGGAGUUAACCACCGACUUCUGGUAUACGAGUACAUGGAAAACGGGUCAUUAGAUCGGUGGAUCUUCAGUAAGAACAACGAUCAAGGGAAGUUUUUCUUGGAUUGGGAAAAAAGGUUCAACAUUGCUUUAGGGACGGCGAAAGGGUUAGCUUAUUUGCACGAUAUGUGUGAUGUUAAGAUCAUACAUUGCGAUAUAAAGCCAGAAAAUGUUCUCCUUGAUGAAAAUUUCGUAGCAAAAGUUUCAGAUUUUGGGUUAGCGAAACUAAUGAACAAGGAACAGAGUCAUAUAGUUGCAACAUUGAGAGGUACAAGGGGUUACUUAGCACCUGAAUGGAUCACAAAUUGCAGUAUCUCAGAGAAAAGUGAUGUUUAUAGUUAUGGUAUGGUUUUGUUAGAGAUAAUUGGUGGGAGGAAGAAUUAUGAUCCAAAUUGUGAAAUUAAAGAAAAGGCUCAUUUACCAUCAUAUGCUUUUAAAAUGAUGGAACAGGGGAGAAUGGAUUUGAUAUUGGAUUCGAGGUUGAUGUUAGAAGAUGAAGAUGAAGAUGAUGUAAGGGUGAGUAUAUUGAUUAAAGUUGCUCUUUGGUGUAUUCAGGAUGAUAAAUCAGUUAGACCAUCUAUGACUCGAGUUGUGCAAAUGCUUGAAGGUCUUUGCCCUGUUCUUCAACCUCCGAUUCCUUCUCAAUCGGCUUCUAGAAUCUUUACUGGGUUGUUAAGGAAUUCUGGUGCUAAAAGUCAGAUUAGGUCAUGGCGUGGUGCUUACAAUUCUACAGGUAAUAGUACGUCUGUUUCAGAAGUUCAGCUUUCAGGACCAAGAUGAUUAUAGAACACCGUUAAUGUUAGUUGUUAAAGGA
Spinacia oleracea (spinach) is the source of this 3081-nucleotide messenger RNA. Its product is annotated as G-type lectin S-receptor-like serine/threonine-protein kinase SD2-5. Gene Ontology annotation, biological process: protein phosphorylation. Gene Ontology annotation, molecular function: ATP binding; protein serine/threonine kinase activity. The record is from RefSeq and is a predicted model, not a curated record. The transcript has a single exon. Lineage: Eukaryota; Viridiplantae; Streptophyta; Magnoliopsida; Caryophyllales; Amaranthaceae. Bases 498 to 3047 code for a protein of 849 amino acids.